AUGUUCCGUCGCAUAGUUUCUCUGGGCCGGAAGGCCGGUGAAGAAAGGCAGAUAGUAGCUAUGUCACCGUCACCCGGAGAUGAUGCCUCGUCACCUCACGAUUCCAAGAAUACUAGCGGACUCGCUAGUGUCUUCAAAGGCCUUGCCGGUGCUGCUAAGUUGACUAAAUCCCCUCCAGCUCCUGUACAAUCGUCCGGUACCUCCAUCAAUGCCCAGAUCGCCGAACGCCUUAAUACUACGCCGAGUAUCCUCCGUGGCCUACCAUCACAGCACAGCGAAGCCUUCGAGUUAUUAAAGAAUGGGUCGAUGAAUGAGAGAGUUAGUGCCGCUAAUGCGUUGCGGCAUACCGUGGCAGACUAUCCCCUUAAUCCCGUCUUGGACAUUUGGUAUGCAGCGAAAGAUUUAGUCGAUCCGACGAAUCCAAAGGCGACCCGACUUGCUGGCUGGGAACUCUUGAAGGAAUGCGUAAAACAUGCCUCUUCGACCGAUCUUGAGCGUAAUGAGUACUUCCAGACGAUAUCUGCUGAGGCCAAUCCGGAAGACUUCUAUUUACAACUUGCUGCCCUAGUCGAUUUGACGAACCAUGCUCGGAAUCUAUCCGGCUUCGACUACGAUGUCUUCCCGCUUCUAUCUAAAUGGCUUGAAGAAGCAUUUGACGCAGUUCGGACUGCACGAGGCGCCGCGAAAAAGCAAGGGUCGCGGAUGAAAGGGAAAAGUCUGGUUACCGGGGAAGAUAGGAAUUUUGCGGAUCUCUUCAGCUUCAUUAACGACGUAAUUAAAUUCAAUUUUAACGUCGCCGACGACGAUGCCGCCGAAGUUCUGAUCGACAAGUUGCUGGAUAUCUGCAUGAAUACUAGCGUUGAAGAGGAUCUACAAGCAUGUAUCGGCGUUAUGGAUGCUAUAGUAACAUUCGGGGCGAUUCCAGGAGAUAAGUUGAAGAGCUGCGUUCAUGUUCUUUGCUCUAUCCACUGUCUCGUUCCUAGUCUCCAGAAGGAUGCGUGGCAUACUAUUAGCAUUCUCUGUCGGUCACACAAUGGACAUACUACUGUAAGGUUACUUCUGGAUGUUCUAACAAGUCUUCCGGCAAAUGCGGAUAAGAAGAAGGAGGUCGUCAGAGAAGUCAGGGGUGCCUUAUCGGUGCUCACCAAGCUUGUGUCGAAGAGUUCCGAGAAAGGAUAUCCUGCUGUUCCCUAUGCCCUUCUAGUCGAUGGCCUAUCCACAGUGGUCAAGGCUACGUCCGCUUGGAAAAUACAUCUCGAUAUAUUGCGGUUAACAAACGCAUUGUUCUGCGACAGCCAAGGCAAUAUUAAUAACAUGAUGGUUGAUGAAGACUGGACACCUGUCUUCGAUGUUGUAGUCACGUGUGCUGGAGCGGUUACCACAUCACUGGCCAAAACCGAGGAUUCUAUUCAUUCGCUCUUGGGCCCAGAAGAGGCCGAUUCUGCCGAGAGCAUGCUAGCUCGGGAAUUGGUUAAGCUCAUACGUCGAAUCGAGAACAUACUGUCGGAUGAGCCUAGUGCUAUUGUUACGCUGAAACAAGAGGGCGUAUCUCCGGACCAAGCGGACGUCGGCGGUUUAAAGCCAGAGAAUGUGCAGACGGAACAACCUAAUCCUCUCGUUCAAAGACAAGAUUGUAUCGUGUUCUUUACUAAGAUACACCAUGCUCUUCCCGACUCCGCAGCAACACUGGUCCUCGAAUAUUUCAAGAAGUUCCGAUGUUGCUCCCCAUCAGAUCCUUUCUGGGAGACUAACUUGAGCCUGGUAUUGGAUGCGUUUCUAGCAGACAGGAAACGAUCAACUGACGUUCGCCUGCGGGCAUUGCAAGCCUUUACGGAAGUUUACGACAUGAUUGAACUUCUCAAUGAUCAGUUUGAGCCCGAUUUCAUACCAGAGUUGAUUGAGCGCUUGUUGGCGGAUGUUGCGGGUGAGACAGAUAUCGUAUUAUUACAGGAGGUGGUGUCGUUCGCUGCUUCUGUUGCCAGCAUCGCGAACCACACUCUUUUCUGUUACAUCGUCGAUACGCUCCGGGGAAUCAUAUGGAAUAACAGACCGCGUUCCCCUAUGUCUUCCUCGCUUUCUCUUACUCCAGAGCCGCCGUUGACGCCUCACCAAUUAAAGUCGGUUACCGCUCAAACGCCAUCCAAUGUAGUUACGCGGGGAUACGUGCAGAUGUUUCUACGUGUACUCAACUACGAUGCCACUAAAUCAAUACGUCUAUUCAGCGUCUUGGUAUCCAUAGCCGAGUCAAAUCUCAGCGAGACAGAUGCUCGUAUCACUGCGAUGCAACUACUAAUUCGAUUAAGAGCUGACUGGGCUAAUCGUAUAUUCGUUACUUCUCAUACUGAAUCAACAAACCUUGCCACCUCUUUAUGCCGAACCGAAGAAUCAAUGGCGCGUAAGUUUGCUGAAGAAACAUCAUAUGCUGCUCGAAUCUCAAGGGCCGAGACUGCUGGAUCUGCACGGUCGUCUCGUGGUAUAUCCCUUGGACAGGGUCAGAUGCAAGAUAGAGGUUAUCCAUUCAGGUCAGCUAGUGGCAGCAAGUUGGCUGCGAAUGCAUAUCAGCAGCUAUGGGUUGCUUCUGAUGCAGAUGCAUUGCCAGAGGCUCCAUCUCGGGCUGCAAGCACGGUACUUUACUGUAGCGAUUUUAACGAAUCUACCGAAGCUGAUGAUUCGGCACAAACUACAACCCUUCGAACCGGGUUAUGGCUUGAAACCAUCUUGACUCUGCUGAGACAAGGUUGUGACUGGGAAGUUUAUAGCUUUAUCCUAGUUCACCUACCAUCCCAGUUGAGCAAUCAUGCUAUUUUCCGGGAUGCUGUUCCCCAGCUCCGGGAGUUAAGACGAACCAUCUGUGAACAGAUUAAAACCAACGGCUUCCAGGAGCCACCAAAUGUCUAUGGGCUACGCAAAGCCGAUGUUGCCAUUUGUUUAUUCCACACGUUGACCAUGAUUCUCAGCUAUCAUCAAUACUUUCAGAAGGCAGAGGAAGACGAAAUCGUUCGGGCGUUUGUACACGGCAUAGCAACAUGGGAACGAAGUGCAAAAUGUUGUAUACAUGCGCUUACGAUAUGCUGCCACGAACUCCCAUCGUCAACCGGCAAGGCUUUAGUCACAAUUCUGCAGAAGAUGGCGCAAAUUAUCACUCAGCCUCACGUCGCAAUGCAUAUUCUGGAAUUCUUAGCUUGCCUCAGCAGAUUGCCUUCCCUGUAUGCCAAUUUCCGAGAGGACGAAUAUCGGAUUGUCUUCGGAAUUUGUUUUCGAUACCUACAAUACGUACGAGGAAGGAAACAAGCGCAUCGAAUGAGUUCGAUCAGCGACACAUCAGCUCCUGCGAUAAGCGAAUAUCUUCCCAACCCGAAUACGUCAGACGAUCUGCCUCAAUAUGUGUACACGCUAGCAUACCACGUCAUUGUAUUCUGGUUUCUGGCGCUGAAGCUUCCAGAUCGCGCAAAUCACGUUGGCUGGAUUGCGAAGAAUUUGUUUACAGAUGUUGAUGGACCUCAGGUUUCGGACGAGCAAGCCCAGCUCACAAUGGAUUUCAUGCAAAAGGUUGCAUACGCUGAUGUUGACGAGUCCGCAGCGGACCCUUUGUUUACGGCGGACAGAUUUGGGGAAAUACUUAAGAAGAGAUGGUUGAUUGGAAAUAGCAUCGUUACAAUCGAGCAGGCCACUGCAACUGGUUGGGCUCAGAUUACGAAACGACAACCGUCUGGAACCUCGUCCUAUACAAUUAGAGAGCUAUUCAGGCCACCCCCAGCACACCAGCGUCCCAUGAAUGAAAGUGCGAGAGACGGCUAUACAGCGCCUUCGAACAGCGUUCUGCCGAAUCAUCUACUAGUGCAGCUCUUGUCCUCCAUGCCCCAAGGAAGCGACCUUUCACGUCCCAUUCCGCUACCCGACGACGAGGUAGUGAACAGGGCUAUCAGAAUGUUCGACCAUAAUUCGACAGUGGAUGGCCAUAAAGUUGGCGUAAUAUACAUCGGGGAAAACCAAACCACCGAAUCCGAGAUUCUAGCCAACAUAACCGGGAGCAAGGACUAUCUAGAAUUUCUAAAUGGCCUCGGUACGUUGACUAAACUUAACGGUGCCACGUUUAAUACCCAAGGCUUGGAUCGGCAGUACGACUCGGAUGGGAAAUAUACAUUCUGCUGGAGAGAUAGGGUGACGGAAAUCGUGUUCCACGUCACUACGCAAAUGCCAACCAAUCUGGAGCAUGAUCCUCAGUGUACCCUCAAGAAGCGUCAUAUCGGGAAUGACUUUGUUAAUAUCAUUUUCAAUGACUCUGGUUUCCCCUUCAAGUUUGACACGUUCCCAUCCGAAUUCAACUUCGUCAACAUUGUGAUCACUCCGGAGUCACGUGCUUCGUUCGUCGCUACUAGGCAGAGGACACCGAAAGACGUUGAAGAGUCGUUCUACAAAGUUCGUUUGAUGAGCAAGCCUGGCUUCCCUGAGAUAUCGCCAGCUUCCGAGACUAAGAUCGUAAGCCUGAGGGCUCUACCCGACUUCAUCCGGCUUCUAGCGCUGAAUGCGUCGGUAUUUUCACUGGUCUGGGCCCAUCGGGAAGGCGGCGAGCACAUCUCGCCAUGGCGUAACAGAUUACGAGAAAUCAAGAGACUUCGAGAAAAAUAUGGUCCGAAGGUGGCGCCUCAGGGGCCCUCGCCCUCCCCACCAGGAACCGCUCUAGGGUACGGGCCUCCUCCCGCUAUAAAUGCUGCAGCACAAUUAGAGGCAGCUAGGUCAGGUAACACGGUUCGAGAUAGCUUCAGUAGCCUUCGACGGUCAUCAGUUGCCACGUUCUUCUCCGCUUCUAGUGAGCAGAACUCUCACCGCUCAUCCAUGCUUUCUACCGCAACGACAGAUAAUACGGAGGUCAUGACGGUUAAUGGGCUAGACGCACUAGUCGAUAGCGUAGACUUCUCUAAAUGGUCAGCGUAA
Molecule: messenger RNA, 4935 nt
Organism: Annulohypoxylon truncatum
Lineage: Eukaryota; Fungi; Ascomycota; Sordariomycetes; Xylariales; Hypoxylaceae
Exons: 1
Coding region: 1-4935 (1644 amino acids)
Biological process (GO): positive regulation of GTPase activity; regulation of small GTPase mediated signal transduction; negative regulation of TOR signaling
Cellular component (GO): cytoplasm; TSC1-TSC2 complex; nucleus
Molecular function (GO): GTPase activator activity
Source: RefSeq, a predicted model, not a curated record